Messenger RNA from Fonsecaea monophora, 1542 nucleotides. RefSeq lists its product as hypothetical. The coding region runs from base 1 to 1542 and encodes 513 amino acids. The record is from RefSeq and is a predicted model, not a curated record. The transcript is spliced from 13 exons. Gene Ontology annotation, biological process: carotene catabolic process. Lineage: Eukaryota; Fungi; Ascomycota; Eurotiomycetes; Chaetothyriales; Herpotrichiellaceae. Gene Ontology annotation, molecular function: carotenoid dioxygenase activity.
AUGGUCAAAGCACAUGAUCUCUACAACGAUUUCGCGGCGGCCUCACGACCGUUUCGGGCCGAUGCUGAUAUCGCUGAUGUCGAGGUUGAAGGCCAGAUUCCCAAGGAACUCGAUGGCACGUUCUACCGGGUGAUGCAAGAUCCAUACUAUGAUCGCGAUUACUACCUCGAUGGGGCCAAGACAAUCCCCUUUGAUGGCGACGGGAGCAUCAGCGCGUUCCGCAUCAAGGACGGGAAAGCAUCUUUCCAGCAACGCUAUGUCAUGACCAAGCGUCUGGUGGCGGAGAGAAAGGCCGGACGGUCCCUGUUCGGCAUGUAUAGGAGUCCCUUCUCCCAUCAUCCCUGUGUCCGGGCGGUGGCGGACACGACCGCCAACACCAAUGUGAUUCUCCAUGCGAAGAAAUUGCUGGCCCUGUGUGAACACGGGCCCGGAUACGUGCUCGAUCCCAAUAGCCUGCGCACUAUCGGCAUUGAUAUGUUCCCUGGAGAAAUCGAUCCAAAUCUUCCAUUCACGGCACACCCACAUGUUGACCCGGUCACUGGGGAACUAUGUGCCUUUGCAUACGGCCUGAAGGGAAUUGGAACGCCUCAAAUCUCGGUGUACCUGAUCGACAAAGACGGCAAGAAGACCUUCCAGCGCGAUUUUGAGUUUGAUAGAGACGAGAUCAACGACUCGGGCAUGAUUCACGACUGCGCCAUCACGGAGAACUAUAUCAUCCUCUACAGAAUGCCGUUCAUUGUCGACACCAAGAAUGUCGAAGAGCCCGGAAAGCAUCAGUGGUAUUACGAUGAAGAGGCUCCCGCGUGGUUUGGUCUUGUCCCGCGCCGCGACGCCACGAAACCCGUCCGGUGGUUUCAGUAUAAAAACUGCAUGGCCAUCCACAGUGGUGGAUCUUUUGAGGAGAAUGGAAAGGUAUAUUUCGAUUCUUCCACGGCCUCACACAACGCCUUUGCCUUCUUGCCAUGCCGACACGGCCCGAACCCGCCACCGAGCGACAUCACCGUCAACUAUAUUCGAUGGUGCAUCGAUCCAAACGCUGUGUCUGACAAGAUGGAAGACCCGGAGGUCCUGCUGAGUGUGCCUUGCGAAUUUCCCCGGGUGGAUGAGAGGUUCCUGACGAAGAAACCUCGGUACACGUUCUUGGACUGCUUCAAGCCUGAGGCGGGCAACGCGGCCCAGCUGUACCAGGGUCUCAACGCCCUGGCUCGUAUCGACUCGCAGAAACAGGAAAUCGAGUACUUCGUGCCGGGUCCGGACUGUCUCGUCCAGGAGCCGGCUUUUAGCCCGAGAAGCCCUGAUGCGCCGGAGGGAGAUGGCUUCUUGAUCACCAUGGUCGACAACAUGGCUCGCCACCGGAACGAAGUGAUCAUCCAAGAUACUCGCGACUUCCAGAAAGUCGUGGCCAAGAUUGUCCUGCCUUUCCGACUAAGGUCUGCCGUCCACGGCAACUGGGUCGACGCUGAGCGUAUUCCUGCGACCGAGCCAAGUGUGAUUCAACCUUUUGCAGACAUUUACCCAGAUGUUCCGACGGUGCGGUUUUGA